AUGGCGACCAAGCUUCUGAGCGUCGUGGCGCUGUGUUCCGCCCUCUUCGCCGUCGCUGCCGCCGCCGCAGCGGAUUCCCCGAGCUUCGUUGUCGAGGGUCGCGUGUUUUGCGACACCUGCCGCGCCGGCUUCGAGACCACCGCAACCGAGUACCUCGCUGGAGCAAAGGUGAGAUUAGAGUGCAGGCACGAAGAAUCGGAAGAGCUCGUUCACACGGUCGAGGGGACGACGGACGCCACCGGCACGUACCACCUGAAGGUCGCCGACGAUCACGAGGACGAACUCUGCGAGGUGGUGCUGGUGGAGAGCCCCCACGCGGACUGCUCAGAGAUCAAGACCGGAAGGGACCGCGCCCGCAUCCUCCUGACCCACAACAGCGGCCUCGCCACCAACGUCCGUCUCGCGAACUCCCUCGGCUUCCUCAAGGAGGAGCCCCUCCCCUCCUGCGGCGUCCUCCUGGCCCAGUACCAGCUCGGCGACGACGAAUGA
This is a messenger RNA of Spirodela intermedia, 489 nucleotides long. The record is from the annotation of a GenBank genome assembly. NCBI's taxonomy places the organism in Eukaryota, Viridiplantae, Streptophyta, Magnoliopsida, Alismatales, Araceae.